CGUGAUUAUUUCCAGACUACUAGUAACGCCCGCCUUUAAUGCUCUACCCUUGACAUUCAAUUUGGUUUAUUCAUGGCGCUCGUUGCAUCAGACGAGUCUAUAUAGUCUCAUGAACAAGCUGCCCAAAAAACACCGCGUGCGCUGGAGCAAAGUAAAUCGGACCAGUUCGGAAGACUUAUAAAAAAAAGUGAUCAUGCUAAUAUUCAUCGUCAUGUUCCGAUCCGAAAAUUGCCAGCUCCGUGUCACGAGUCUCUUCCCCGCAUUUUCACUGCCAUCGUCUUGCUAAGACCUGAUAAGGUCUUACACGCUAUUGAUCAGUAAACCACUCCAUGUCGAUGAACUCCAUCUAUGCGGGUCGGGCCCAUCUUCCGACUCGGAACACUCUUGCCCGCGUUACACAACGUAGCGGCCGCGUGCUCAUAGUGCGCAGGAAGUAUCAUGACGAGUCGUUCGGAUUCAGAAAAGCACGCGACUUUACCAUUUCGGACUAUACCUCGGACCAGCUUACUAACCGUGCAAUCAAUGCUCCCCUGCUGAGGUAUGCUGACUCUCUGCGCACCCAUGGUCAUAGAGCUGCCUCUAUCGACCCUCUCGAUCUCCUCCGUCGUGAGCGCAUUGCCGCACUCGACCCCGUCCGUUAUGGCCUCGAUGACCCUCAUCGCACAUUUGAUGUAGACGGUAUCAUCUGGACCGGUGAGGGCAAGCAGGAAUGGACUCUUGAAAAUAUCACCUCCUUCCUGAACUCCGUAUACGUCGGCCGCAUCGCGUAUGAAUAUAUGGACCUCCCGAGCAAGACGGAGAGGCUGUGGUUUGCGAAGCUGUUAGAGUCACAGAGCGCUUUAGAGCCCAUGACUGUCAUCAACGCGGAUAGACAAAAGAACAUACACACACUGCUCGCCAAGUCAGAGGUGUUGGACAAUUUCUUACAGGCCAAGUUUCCGAAUUUGAAGAGAUAUGGACUUGAGGGCGGGGAGUCCAUGCUGCCCGCAUUGGAUGCCCUAUUCGAGGCCGCAUCAAAAGCUGGCAUAACUCAGCUCAUCCUUGCUAUGCCUCACAGGGGACGUCUUAAUCUUCUUACAGGGCUCUUGGAAUACAACCCUACUUCCCUCUUCCACAAAAUAAAAGGCGGUUGUGAAGUGGAUGAAUCUUUGGGCGUUUCCGGGGACGUCCUCAGUCAUCUUGUUGCAUCCCCAACAUUGCAGUACGGCGAAGCUGAUGGCAUAAAAGUCUCGUUGCUGCCAAAUCCGUCCCAUCUGGAGGCCGUGAACCCUGUUGCACUUGGAAAAGCCAGAGCGAAGCAAUAUAGGUUGCUUAAAACCUUAUCUAACGAUAAUAACCAAUAUUGCAUGCUUGGCGAUAAGGUUAUGUGCGUCCAGCUGCACGGCGAUGCCAGCUUCACAGGACAAGGGGUAAUAAUGGAAACCCUUGGUUUAAGUGGUCUUCCACACUUCACAAGUGGCGGAAGUGUCCACAUUGUUGUCAAUAACAGCGUCGGAUAUACUACUCCUGCCUCCUUCGCCCGUUCUUCCUUUUACUGUAGCGACAUUGCCAAGAUGAUCAACUGUCCAGUUCUGCAUGUCAACGGAGACUCCCCCGAAGAUGUAAUUCGUGCUGUCGACAUCGCCUUCAAAUAUCGCAACCAAUUCCGCAAGGAUAUUGUGAUCGAUCUCAUUGUUUAUCGCCGCUGGGGACACAAUGAACUUGACGAACCAGCAUUCACGCAGCCGCUCAUGUACGAAAAAAUUCGUUCAAGGAGUUCUGUCCCGAAGUUGUAUGAAGAUAAGCUCAUCUCGGACGGUGUUAUCUCGGUUGAAGCAGCACGAGCUGUCCGAGACAGUUACAAAGCUUCGCUGAAUACCGCGCUGACUGAUGUAGCGUCGUAUGUUCCCCCUCCCGUGAGCUUUGAGGGAGCGUGGAAAGGCAUGGUUUGGCCGGCAUAUCAUGCAGCACGUGAGGAAGAGACAGGCGUGAGCAGUGCUGUUCUCAAGGACGUUGGCAAAGCCAGCGUAAAUGUCCCUGAGGAUUUUGAAAUCCAUCCGCGGUUAAACAGGCAUGUAAAAAACCGUCUCAAGAGCAUUGAGAGCGGCGAAGGAAUCGACUGGGCGAGUGCGGAGGCAAUGGCGUUUGGCUCGCUGAUGCUUGAGGGUUGCGAUGUGCGCAUCGCGGGACAGGAUGUAGGAAGGGGGACGUUCAGUCAUCGCCAUGCGAUGUUGGUCGACCAGAAGACAGAGGGCGUGAUUGUUCCGCUGAACCACGCGCUUACGGAGGCGAAGGGCAAGCUGGAAUUGGCAAACAGUUCUCUCAGCGAGAUGGCCGUACUUGGCUUUGAAUACGGAGCAUCUUGGGAACGACCUGAUCUAUUGCCCAUUUGGGAGGCACAAUUUGGUGACUUCUUCAACGGCGCACAAAUCAUCAUUGAUACCUUCAUUGCGAGUUCAGAGACUAAAUGGCUGAAGCAGAGCGGCAUCGUCCUGCUCCUCCCUCAUGGUCUAGAUGGUGCUGGUCCUGAGCAUUCCAGUUGUCGUAUAGAGCGGAUGUUACAGCUCACCAACGACCCCUACGUUGCCCAAGAGAAACCGAAUGUAAACAUGCAUGUAGUGUUCCCGACCACGCCUGCACAGUACUUCCAUCUUUUACGCCGCCAAAUUAAGCGGAACUACAGGAAGCCACUCAUCGUCGCUGCUCCUAAGGGAUUACUUCGACUUGCUGCUGCUUCGUCGAAGCUGACUGACAUGGGUCCCGGAACAGCGUUCCAGCCCGUUCUCCAGGACCUUGCAACUCUCGCUGAUCCCAAAGCUGUCCAGCGCGUCGUGUUGCUCAGUGGCAAGCUCUACUACGAUCUUGCAAAAGAGCGCGCAACACGCAACCUCCAAUCGCGUGUCGCCCUCAUCCGCGUCGAAGAGCUUGCGCCAUUCCCGUUUACCGCGCUCAGUGAAGUGCUUGCGCCUUAUGCCAAUGCUAAUAAGCAAUUGGAGGUGCUAUGGGUGCAGGAGGAGCCUAGAAAUCAGGGCGCUUGGGGACAUGUACAGGAGCGCAUUCGGGAGGUAUUGAAUGGAUUGGGCGUAGAUGGUGGUGCGGCCUACAGGGGGAGGAAGGAAGAUGCGGUAUCUGCGCCAGGGACUGGGAAGUUGUAUGGAGCACAGCAACUGGCUGUCAUCGACAGCGCUUUCCAGGGGCUGUGAAUGUUUGCAGUACACGGCUCAUCAAUCCGUCAAGUCACUACAUUAUUUGCAGAUCCUUGGGGGUUCUUAUCGUCCAACCAAUUCCAUGCAGCAUACUUCAAUCAGAGACACUAAUACAUUUGAUGAUUCCACGAAGAUGAUUCGUGCAGCACUCUACUUUGCCGAAUACAUUUAUUCCUUUCCUUUUAUUGUCACUUUAGGCUGCCUGAUACAUGAGUAUCGGUCACAUCAAAAUUCCAACGCCUCCUCAAGUCAGCUAAGAACCCAAUACGGCUUAACCUCAUGGUUGGAGAUAAAUAGAUUCUUUAUGUAGCUCGCCGCGUGUUUAUUAGUAUCCCAACUUUAAACUAUUUUCCGGUGUCAACCAA
Molecule: messenger RNA, 3550 nt
Organism: Suillus bovinus
Lineage: Eukaryota; Fungi; Basidiomycota; Agaricomycetes; Boletales; Suillaceae
Product: thiamine diphosphate-binding protein
Exons: 18
Coding region: 330-3182 (950 amino acids)
Biological process (GO): tricarboxylic acid cycle
Molecular function (GO): oxoglutarate dehydrogenase (succinyl-transferring) activity; thiamine pyrophosphate binding
Source: RefSeq, a predicted model, not a curated record